Messenger RNA from Pedinophyceae sp. YPF-701, 720 nucleotides. The record is from the annotation of a GenBank genome assembly. Lineage: Eukaryota; Viridiplantae; Chlorophyta; Pedinophyceae.
AUGCGGGCCAUGGGCGACAUGGGCGACCUCGCGACCAUCUGCUCGAACCCCAGGGAGACCUACCGCGCCGUCAAGAACCUGCAGGCCGCGGCGAACGCGAUGAAGCGCCGCGCCACGCGCGCGAUGCGCGUGGCGGCCGCGGAGACCUUCGCGCUCGGCGACGGCGAUCACGACCCGCCGCGUCUCGUGUUCAUGACGUGCGGCGACGGGCUGCAGACGCACGACGUGUGUCCGCGCCCGGAGGCGCUGCACCUCGCGGACUUCGUCAAGCUGGUCUUCCGCGAGGACGGCAGCCUGAACCUCGGGCCGUGCUCGCUGCUGGAGCUGCUGGCGUCCGCGUGGAUCCAAAGCUUCCCGGAGUCUGACCUGCUGCUCUCGGAGAGGGGGGAGUAUUGCCUGACGCCGGCGGUGCUCGCGGGGCUCCUGCUCGAGGCAGAGGAGAUGUGCACGCCCCCCGAGGAGAAGCGCUCGCUCCACGACGGCGGUCUGCCCCGCCUGCGCGAGACAUUCGACGUCCACGUGCGCCCGCUGCUGUCGCGCGUCGACGGGGGGGGGGUGUUGCUGCCGGCGGCGCGCACCGCCACGUGGCUCCCGGGGGUCGACCGCCUCCCGAUGGCCUUCCGUGCAGGGAAGCAGGGCCUGCCGAAGUCCCUGCGCAUGGCCGCGCAUCAGGCGCGGUAUGACGCGGGGGGGGGUCCGAUUCGCGAGAGGAUCCGCUGA